GGGUUCCUAUUGGAUAUAAUUUUUUUGGGAUUUCCUCCCACUUCUCUAGGAAUGGUCUAGCGUCAUCGAUGAAAUAUCCUGAUUUACCUGCGGCGAAAUAUCCACCAAUUGGCUCAGUCACGCCUCCGUUAUUUCGGAGAGAAGCUGGUAAUUUACUAUCACUCGUUAAGGAUACUACUCUUUCACAGGUGGUGGCUUUCCCGAUACUCCAAAAUAGCCUCAGCUUCUAUGUUCAGGUGAGACGCUGUUGUUGUAUUAAUUGUUCCCUGUGUGUAGGACUCAUAUGGGCUGGACUGGUCGCGGUAGGCUCAUAACCGCAAUUAAACCAUUAGGGAAACCUUCUCAAUCACCUGCUCAAUGUUUCUGGGCGUUGGGCAAAGCGGAGAUGAGCGGUAGUGCGAGUGUAUAGCGCUGCUGCACUUUCAGAAUUUUCUAAGGCCCUUUGAGGUGAGUUACGCAAAUCAUGGUCCGAAACGUGAGCCCAGUACAGAGCGUAUGAUCUACGACACGGCUGCGCACACUAUCAAUCGCAAUUGGACUUCGUGAUUAUCAGGUGCAGUUUCCAGUACAUGCUUUGCGGCCCGAGACCACCAAAAACGAAUUCUUAAUGAACGGAUGGAGAGAGAGCACCGCGAACUUGAUGAGCUUGGAGUUUAUGGUUUCAUAAUGCGCAGUAUAAACUUGUUAUCAAGGAAUUCGGUUCUCGAUGCUCAUAAUUCAUAAGCACUACAUCGGAUGGGAGGCGCCAUAGCCUCUACCAGUAACACCAACAACGCAUAUUCCCUGAAUAAUUACUCUUUCAACGCUAAGGGUUCUGGUUGAAUUAGGAAGCUGAUACAAGGCUGGCAAACCGUCAGUGCCGUUACUGCGUUGUUGUCUAUAUAUGUGCAAAUACACCGCAUUAAUCAUUUUCGCACUC
Molecule: messenger RNA, 919 nt
Organism: Serpula lacrymans var. lacrymans S7.9
Lineage: Eukaryota; Fungi; Basidiomycota; Agaricomycetes; Boletales; Serpulaceae
Exons: 3
Coding region: 69-314 (81 amino acids)
Source: RefSeq, a predicted model, not a curated record